UUGCUUUUGACAUAAAUGAAAACGUAACAUUUUGUCACAUUCACGAGGUUGUGGAUAAUAACAUGUUCAACUACUUCAUACAUUGACUCGAAUCUAGUUUGUGCUUUUAGAUUUAGAGAAAAUGAACAACUACUGAAGAAGUUUUCAAUUCUCUCAUUGACUUCUGAAACCCCAAACCCAGGCCUGGUCCGUUUGAUCUGUUUCUCUUGCGUUCCCGGAAAACCCGUGAUGCUGCGCCUCUGUAGAAACUGUGUGGACAGACCGUAGCUAGCUUACAGUUGAUGAACGAAUUUAGCUACAAUGGGUAUUCUGUCUUCUAGUUUGCCAGCUAGGUGUUGCUGACCUCCUAUGGAAGUGGACCUCCUCCCUCCAGAAGCGCCAUGCGUGGGUAUCACUCCAAGCUGGACUCAUCCUCCUCUGCUGGUGGUACGGGUGGCUCCAUGCCCCUGAGCCUGGCCGUGGAGACAGAGAAAGCCCAAGCCUUGCUCCAAACCUUCUCCUCUGCCUCUCUACUGGCCAGCACGGCGCUGGGGGCCUUCUGUGUGCUGUCUGACCACGUCAUGCAGCUGACCCUACUCCAACAGCACCUGUGGCUGCGGGCUGUGCUGGACAACACCGCCCAUGGUCUGAUAGGCCUCUGGUCCUGGGCUAUCGUCAUUGGCCUCAAGAAGAAGAGUGACUUCUAUGAAGUUAUCUUAGCAGGGAUACUGGCCUCUGUUAUAGACCUGGACCACUUCUAUAUGGCUGGCUCUCUGUCGCUCAAAGCAGCCACCAGCCUGCCCCACCGCCCCCCCCUCCACUGCUCCUCUCUAAUCCCUGUCCUCUGCUUCUCUCUGAGGCUGGUGCUGUGGCUGGGCAGGCUAAAGGACUCGUGGUGCUCUCUACCCUGGCUGUUGUUUAUCUCCCUGGCAUCACACCACAUCCGAGACGGGGUCCGCCACGGCCUGUGGGUGUGUCCGUUCGGCAACACGGCCCCCAUCUCCUAUUGGCUGUAUGUGAGCAUCACAGCCACCCUGCCACACCUGUGCUCUGUGCUCAUGUACCUGACAGGAACUAGAGACGUGAUCUCUACCAAGCACGGCAUCGCCAUCGACAUCUGAUGGAAGGGCCAACACCACGCCUCCCUAAUAGCACCCUAUUCCCUAUAUAGUGCACUACUUUA
This is a messenger RNA of Salvelinus namaycush (lake trout), 1162 nucleotides long. RefSeq names its product transmembrane protein 267 (gene tmem267). The record is from RefSeq and is a predicted model, not a curated record. The transcript has 3 exons. Bases 381 to 1100 code for a protein of 239 amino acids. Lineage: Eukaryota; Metazoa; Chordata; Actinopteri; Salmoniformes; Salmonidae.